AUGGGUAAGGGCGAUCAUUGUGCAAUUUUUGGUUGUAACAACGAUCGUCGAUACAAAGAAAAAGAAAUAGUCGGCCCUUUAACAAAAAAAAGAAAGCUAUAUGCUGUAAAUAAGAAUACAAAAGUAUGUGCAAAUCAUUUUGAGUAUGGAAAGCCAACUGAGCUAUCCCCUCAUCCAAAGUUAUAUUUGAAAGGAUACGAAAUAUCUCCUCAAAAUAAAAGAAAAUUACCAAUGCCUCGAUAUACACCUACUAAAGUUUCUAAAGAACAUAAAAAUACACAUUUUCCAAGUACCUGUACCACUACUAGUAGCAGUAACAAUAAUGACAAUAUUCCCCAACAGUCUUCUCUGUCAAUAUCUCCUCCACGUCUAUCAUCAACAGCAUUUAAUCAGCAACUUUCUCCACAACAAAUCGAUUUAAUUACUAACACACCAGCAACUUAUCUAACACCAACAACACUUUAUAAACAAAGUAGUCAUAAAAGAUUAACAUGGGAGGCAGUGCGUUCUUUACCCAAAGUCAUAAAAUUGUAUACUGAGUGUCCCACUGAAAAUCAAUAUCAGUUUAGUCCUGCUAGUAAACCUUCAAGUACAGGGAAACCUGGUCCAGCACGACAGCUUUUUGUUGAAGAUGAAGUGAUUUUAACUACAUUUAUAACUUUAUUAGCCCGAGAACUUGAACCAUUAAUUUAUUGGCCUGCUCCAGAAGAAACAUUAAGUUUUACACAUCCUCAUUUUAUUGGAGAUUUUGUUUAUGUUGAAGGUAUUGGUGACUGUACUGAACAAACUAUUCAAAAAUCUGCUAAUGCUAAAGCUCAAUAUCAAACAUAUAGUUCUUAUAAAAGUAGAAACACAUUAAAAAAACUUAUAUUUUGUACUAAAGGCGGUUCUAUCUCUUUUGUUUUUAAAGGUUAUUCUGGAUCUUCCUCAGAUUGUUUUAUCACUGAAGAUUGCAAUGUUGCAAGAAGGUUCACUCCUGGUUUUAUUGCACUUUUUGAUAAAGGUUUCAAUGUUCAAGAUUUAUUUCUAUCAAGGCAGGUAAAAGCUGUAACUCCACCAUUUUUACGUAGUAAGCGACAGUUUACACCCUCUGAAGUGUAUCAUUGCAAGCGCAUAGCACGUGCAAGAAUACAUAUUGAACUCUUGGUGUGCGGGUUACUUUGUAAGGGUGCAGAAAAACGAGAAAAUCAGUAA
Hydra vulgaris (swiftwater hydra) is the source of this 1194-nucleotide messenger RNA. NCBI's taxonomy places the organism in Eukaryota, Metazoa, Cnidaria, Hydrozoa, Anthoathecata, Hydridae. The record is from RefSeq and is a predicted model, not a curated record.